Molecule: messenger RNA, 651 nt
Organism: Apodemus sylvaticus (European woodmouse)
Lineage: Eukaryota; Metazoa; Chordata; Mammalia; Rodentia; Muridae
Gene: Gpx4
Product: glutathione peroxidase 4
Exons: 7
Biological process (GO): response to oxidative stress
Molecular function (GO): glutathione peroxidase activity
Source: RefSeq, a predicted model, not a curated record
UGAGGGGAGGAGCCGCUGGCUCCAGCCGCCGAGAUGAGCUGGGGCCGUCUGAGCCGCUUAUUGAAGCCAGCACUGCUGUGCGGGGCUCUGGCUGCGCCUGGCCUGGCUGGCACCAUGUGCGCAUCCCGCGAUGAUUGGCGCUGUGCGCGCUCCAUGCACGAAUUCUCAGCCAAGGACAUCGACGGGCACAUGGUUUGCCUGGAUAAGUACAGGGGUUUCGUGUGCAUCGUCACCAACGUGGCCUCGCAAUGAGGCAAAACCGACGUAAACUACACUCAGCUAGUCGAUCUGCAUGCCCGAUACGCUGAGUGUGGUUUACGGAUCCUGGCCUUCCCCUGCAACCAGUUCGGGAGGCAGGAGCCAGGAAGUAAUCAAGAAAUCAAGGAGUUUGCAGCCGGCUACAAUGUCAAGUUUGACAUGUACAGCAAGAUCUGUGUAAAUGGGGACGAUGCCCACCCACUGUGGAAAUGGAUGAAAGUCCAGCCCAAGGGCAGGGGCAUGCUGGGAAAUGCCAUCAAAUGGAACUUUACCAAGUUUCUCAUUGAUAAGAACGGCUGCGUGGUGAAGCGCUAUGGUCCCAUGGAGGAGCCCCAGGUGAUAGAGAAGGACCUGCCGUGCUAUCUCUAGCCCUACAAGUAUGUGCGCCCACAC